GCAGACAAGGUGUCUGUUGUCCGCGAGAUACCUUGGCGACCAUGAGUAUAAGUCAUGGUGAUUGGAAAUGAAAGAUAUUCUUUCAUGCGCACCAACUACAGCUGCAUCGACUGCCUCGUCUUCAGCCAUUCACCCUCCGUGCGCCACCGAAGGCCAGCUGACAUUGUCAGAAAGUCACGACAUGCAACGAGCGAUUUCUAUGGAGUCAGAUCCUCGUUCUUCGUUGGGCGCAGCGUGCAGAGAGGCGGCGGCGGCCAUGGCGGUGCGCUCCUCGCCGGCCGGAGCAGCAUCACCGACAUGGACAUGGCGAUGGAGAGACCUGGUGGCUCAAGUCUGCAGCGUCGUGUACCUGCUGCAGGCCAUAUUCCGGCGGUCGAUGGGACGAGUGCGCCGCCCCGUCUGUCGCCAGAGUCAGGACGUCGACCUUGGAAUAUUAAUAGCCUCGUCCCUGCUCGAGGUGCCUGUGAGCAACACCAAGUUGACGAUACCUUUGGGACUGAAGGUGGUGGGCGAAGUGAUCAAACGCCUCAACUCCAUCACACGACGCAGCGAUGGGACGAUCAAUCGGGCCCUGGCGGAUUUGUUGGAACUUAAAAUUGCGGCAUGCGAGAAGCCGACGAAUGGAGUUUCCACGCGAGACGUGGUGAUUGACGAAGCAACGAAUGUUUGGGUGCGGAUUUUCACACCCGAGAUUGUGCGCCCUGGGAGCAACAGCAGUUCCGAGGAGAAGGUCCCGGUGAUGGUGUACUAUCAUGGAGGUGGAUUCGGUGUUCUGUGCGCCAACAUGUUGUUCUACGACAGGAUCGGACGAACGCUGGCCAAAACGUGCCAGAUGAUUGUCGUGUCCGUGAACUACCGCAGAGCUCCGGAGCACAAAUUCCCCAUAGCUUACGACGAUUCCUUCCAAGCCCUAGAAUGGCUCCGAUCGCCCGCCUCUGCUCGGCACCUGCCCGCGGUGGCAGAUGUGUCGCGCACCUUCCUGUGCGGCGACAGCGCCGGAGGCAACAUCGUCCACUUCAUGGGUUGCAGGGCCGCCGAAAUUGAUCUCAGCCCUGUGCAAAUCCGUGGCUUGAUUCCUCUGCAACCCUAUCUAGGAUCCGAAGCCCGGGUGCCUUCGGAGAUCAAUCUCGUCAAUGUUCCGGUCAUUUCCGUGGACGCCACUGACUGGCACUGGAAAGCCUUCCUUCCCGAGGGCGCCGAUCGCGACCAUCCUGCUUGCAAUGUGUUCGGGCCCAACGCCAAGGACAUAUCUGGCCUCAAUCUGCCUCCCAUGUUCGUGGUGGUGAGCACCCUUGACGUUCUUCUGGAUCAUCAGCUGCACUACGUCGCCAAGAUGCAGGAAUUGGGCAAGGACGUGACCAUGAAAUGCUACGACGGAGGCAUUCAUGGCUUCUAUAUUCUCGAGGGCGUGGGAAUCAAGCUGGCCUUGACCUGUAUCGACGAUAUACACAACUUUGUCCAAUCCUGUCUUCUUACCGUUGCCGCCCAAUGAUUGUCAGUCACAUAAACUCUACACACGGAUGUAAAAAGAGCAGAAUCGAAGAGGCAGCAGACUUAGCAAAUAGGUUAAAUUCUCCCGAGCUCAUGAGGCUCCAGUUGUACAGGAUUAGAAAAUCUGAAAUCCCAUCAUCCCUCACUUCCACCACGGUCGCGGUCGGUAGGAGCUCCACGACGAAACAUUUCGUCUUCGCCUUCGACGGACAAAGUUUCACUACUCAUGCUUCAAUUUGAAAUACAAAAACCCUGUCAAACGCACACAUGGUUCCAUUGUUCCAGA
Marchantia polymorpha subsp. ruderalis is the source of this 1777-nucleotide messenger RNA. The record is from the annotation of a GenBank genome assembly. Lineage: Eukaryota; Viridiplantae; Streptophyta; Marchantiopsida; Marchantiales; Marchantiaceae.